Lolium rigidum is the source of this 2466-nucleotide messenger RNA. RefSeq lists its product as uncharacterized. The transcript is spliced from 6 exons. The record is from RefSeq and is a predicted model, not a curated record. Bases 1 to 2466 code for a protein of 821 amino acids. NCBI's taxonomy places the organism in Eukaryota, Viridiplantae, Streptophyta, Magnoliopsida, Poales, Poaceae.
AUGGUGGCGUUCACGGAGGAGGAGAGGGCGGUGGACGACGCGCUGGGGUACCCCAAGGCGUACGCCAGGCUCUGCCGCGGCGCCGCCGGCGCGCUCGGCCUCCCCUACGCCCACGGCCCGCCGCACGCGUUCCUCCCCUACGUCCUCCAGCCCCACGAGGCGCUGCGGGCCAAGGACCUGAACGAGACGUUCCCGGUGCUGGACCCGGACGCGGCGCCCACCGCCAACCCGCGCGGCUUCGCCAACCUCCUCUGGAAGCAGCUCGACCACCUCGGCAACGCCGGAUUCGACCCCGCGCUCUUCCGCGUCGACGCACACGGCAACGUCCUCUACCUCCACGCCGACUCCGCAUCGCCGCUCGCGUGGGACGUCGCACACUGGUUCCCCUGCGCCAGAGGAGGGCGCACGGUCCCGAGCAACCUCCGGAUCGUGCAGCUGCAGGUGUCCAGGAGGAAGCACAACAAGCUCGAGUUCCUCGUCCCCUGGUGGGAUCUGCAGCUCGGCAUCUCCGUCAACCACUUCCUCUCCAUCUUCGCCUCCAAGAACGCCGAUUUCAGGAACAGAGCGUUCGCCUUCCUGUUCGCCGACGGCGCCGGCGAGGAGCUGAGCGCGGUGCAGGCGGUGGAGGCGCACGCCUUCCCGCACCACUUCUCCGAGAUGAAGAACAAGGUCGGCCUCGCGCCCGCCGCGAUUGUCUCCGCCAGGGGCUCCGACAGUUCCGUGCUCAGAUCACUCGACGCCAACAGGCCGGUCAGGUCCAGUUACCCCUUGAUCGCUGCCAAGAAAUUCUCGGGCGAAAAGGACGAGAACUCGGCGGCGCACGGCCACGGGGCGAAAGAGAACAACAACCCAGACGUCGACGGCUACAUCAGCAACCCGUACCUGUCCAUCGCCAUGGCCAGGGACUCGCUGAGGCAGCGCGAGGAGUCCAAGAAGAAGCAAGCGGAGCUCGCCGAAUUGGAGGACGAGGUGACCGAGAUGCAGCACAAGACUGAGGAGGACAGGGUGGCCAUCCAGGACCUGGAGGCGCAGCUGAUCAAGAGGCGUCGACGAGUGGAGAAGUGCCGCCGCUUGGCGGAUGCCCAGUCCAACUACAAGGCCGUGCUGGAGAAGAUGAUCAGAGACGCCAUGCACCAGAGUGUUGUGUACAAGGAACAGCUUAGGCUGAACCAGGCUGCAACUAGUACUCUGAUGGCAAGACUUGAGGCCCAGAGGGCAAUGUGUGACUCCUCUGAAACCGAGCUCCGCAAGAAGUACCAGCACAAGGAUGAUCUGGAGAGGCAGGUGAAGCCUUUCGUUGAUCAAGCAAGGAAGAGGUACCGGGUCGAUGAUGAAAUUCAAGAGGAAAGGCACUGUGAGAGUGCAAGGUACUUGCCAGAAAGAAGAUUCAGGAGCAGCCCCCUGAAGCAGGAGCUGAGAGUUUUCCUGGAGCAGGAUCAGAGGAAUUCAGAUGCAUACGUUUCCCUGGAGGAAGAUGAAAUUGGAGUAGAAUCUUCAGCAAUGGGUUAUGUCAACAAUGAAUCUUCCAAGGUGAUUAACUUCCCAAGGAGGUUCAUCACCACUGAAGAGAAUAACACAUGUUACGUUGAAAGAGGAAGAGCGUCAGUGAGGGAGAAGCUAGAACAAUCUGCGAUCAGAGAAGGGCAUCGAAGCAGGGGAAGGGAAAGAAAGGAAACCAUGGCAUCAAGGGGGGUUGUUGGUGGUACGCCUAUCAGGUCAAGAGAUAAUAGGGGCAAGGCAGCCAUGCUUGAGUCCGAGACUGAAAAAUCUUAUGCAAGCCAGACAGUCUCAUUGCCAAGGGCCUCCUCGGUUCCACCAAGUCCUCCAUACAGAGCGAGCGGCGCAUAUGGAAUGCCAAGGUAUCCCACAGAGCAGUCACUACCCUUGCAAAAGAAUCACGCUCUUCAUCCUCGACGUGUUGGCAGAUCAGAAGUCAAUGAAAACAUGAACCACAGUGGUAAAGGCAAUGUGGAUAAGUGGCUUCAUAUGCUCAUGGAGGACCAGCAAGAAGGAAAUGAAGUGUACCAUUCUUCGGAAGAACACGGUGGUAGCGAGGAGGAUGCUUCGGAUGAGCAGCAAGUGCAAAGCAGAAUCAAUGACGACGACGAGAGCUGCAGGAAUGAGAUCACUGAAUGUUCUGAAGAAAUCGUCGAUGAUGAAAUCGUCGACGUCCGUGCCGAGACCGCUUCUCACCGUGGCACUCCAAGAUGCAGGAAUAGCUUUGAAACUAGUAAGGAGGAGAAAGUGGAAAAGAAGAUUUGGUUCCCUAGAUCCGACAGCGGUAGGGGUUUUCGAUCUCUGCCUUCCUCGCCUUCAAAGAUCCUGGGAAUGAGAAGAGGUGUGGAGAAACAGAAGGUGGCCGGUGGCGAUGACAGCAGAUAUGGGUAUGAGGAUUCGGUGUCCACCAGCAGCAACAAGUUCCUCAGCAAAUGCAGGCAGGCUCUCAAGAAAGCAGUACACAAAUGA